This is a messenger RNA of Thalassophryne amazonica, 4378 nucleotides long. RefSeq names its product replication factor C (activator 1) 1 (gene rfc1). Lineage: Eukaryota; Metazoa; Chordata; Actinopteri; Batrachoidiformes; Batrachoididae. Gene Ontology annotation, biological process: DNA replication; DNA repair. Gene Ontology annotation, molecular function: DNA clamp loader activity; ATP binding; DNA binding. Gene Ontology annotation, cellular component: DNA replication factor C complex; nucleus. The record is from RefSeq and is a predicted model, not a curated record.
GUCAUCUUCACGCGACAACAGAGUUGAGCUUGGCGCCAAGUAGUAGCUAUUAUUUUUAUUUGUUAUUGUCUUAUUUUGUCAGCUGAAACUCAAACUCAGAGACGGUAGCGAUGGACAUCCGGCGGUUCUUUGCACCGACGUCGGCCAAGUCCGCAGUGCAGAACCCCGCCCCAAAGAGAGAAGAAAAGAAGAAGGAUCCCCUUUCUUCAGAUGAGGAUGUGGCAAAGAAGAGGAAGAAGAAAGACCAUCCCAAGGUCAUGAGCUCCAAAUCACAGGAGAAAAAGAAGAAUAGUGAGAAGAAGCAGAAGAAGCGUGCAGUCAUAGAAUCAGACUCAGAGGACGAGCCGGCGAGAAAUCCAAAGAAAUCUCCUCAAAAAAGGGAGAAAAACAGCAGCAAGUCCAGACCGUCUCCCAAACAGCAUCCUGUGCAGUAUGUCUCUGAAACAGACUCGGACAGUGACACCUUUGUGUCGCUGAAGAAAUCCUCCAAUCCCAAAGAGAACGGUGCAGCCAAGCCUGCAAAAAGAGAUGAUGCUCCCGGACAGUCCACAGUCUACAGGACGUCUCCUGUCAAGCCUUCAUCAUCACACAAUAAAACAGGGACAAAGCCUCCUGUCCCCAUCGCCCCCAAGUCGGCUCCGGCCCCUGCACCCAAACACACCCCCACAUCAGUUAUGGACUAUUUUGGCAACGAAAGUGUUCAGCGCUCCAAUAAGAAGUUGGUGGCCAGCACCAAACGGAAAACUCCAACUCAGGAUCCAGAUGAUGUGACGAGUGACGAGCAAAUCGCCCGACAGCUGCAGUUGGAUGAAGCCAUGGAGAUGGAGAAGCAGGUGCACGAGGAUGAGGAGUUUGCCAGAACGCUGGCCAUGCUGGACGAAGAGCCGCUGGCCAAGAAGGCUCGCAAAGACUCCGGUGAGAAAAAAGGCGUGGUCGCGUUUCCCAAAAAGAGCAGCACCGACUCGGCUGCCGGGAGCUCGAGCAGCCCGUCGAAGACCAGCAGAAGAAGCAGCACAUCUGACUUGAUCAGCCCGUCCCCAAGGAAGAACCAGACACCCGUCAAAGCCAGCUCCAAACUGGCCAUGAUGAAGAAAAAGGAUGAGGAGAAAGAUGAAGGGACAACAAGCAAAAUUCACACGACGCCCACCAAACGUAAAGUAACUCCAAAAAAGGAGGCUGUCAGUCCCACAAGCGCAAGCAAGAAAUUCACCCCCAAAACAGCGACUGCAACCACAGUGCCCAAACCCUCUCCCAGCAAACCAGGCGUUCCAAGCACAAGCCCUGAGGACUCAGAAAAGAAGAGGGGCAACAUUUCGGCUUUCAGAAACUACCUCAACAGAGACGGACCUCGAGCUUUGGGUUCAAAGGAAAUCCCCAAGGGAGCAGAAAACUGCUUGGAGGGUUGCGUGUUUGUGUUGACCGGUGUCCUGGAGUCCAUAGAGAGAGAUGAUGUCAAGUCCCUCAUUGAGCGAUACGGAGGCAAGGUGACGGGCAGCAUCAGUAAAAGGACGACGUACCUGAUUCAGGGUCGAGACAGUGGAGUCUCAAAGCUGGAGAAGGCUGAGAGUUUAGGUACCAAGAUACUGGAUGAGGAUGGUCUGUUGGAGCUGAUUCGAACCAGACCAGGAAAGAAGUCCAAGUAUGAGAUUGCAGCAGAGACUGAGAACAAGGUUUCAAAGAGCAGGACUGUCGCCACAGAGACCCCGAAAGCACAGAAGAUCUCUCCGUCUAAGGGUAAUUCCACGUCCCCUCAAACGCCGAGUUCUUCAAAGACGGGGCGCGGGAUGGCGUCGGCUGAAGGCUCCACCCCUCCUGGGAGAGACUUGGCUCCUGCACCCCGGAGGGAGCAGGCCCCGUCUCCUGCCUCGUCCUCUGCUGUGACUGUUGAGGGUUCCAGUCUGCUGUGGGUGGACAGGUACCGGCCUCGCUCUCUGAAGGCGGUGAUUGGACAACUGGGGGAUCAGAGUUGUGCCAAUAAGCUGCUACGCUGGCUGCAGAACUGGCACAGGCACCACAGCAGUGGCGGAAAACCCCCAGCGGCAAAGUUUGGGAAGUUUGGAGCAGGGAAAGAUGAUGGCUCUGGGUACAAAGCCGCGCUGCUCUCCGGACCACCAGGGGUUGGAAAAACCACAACGGCUGCCCUCGUCUGUGAGGAGCUGGGCUUCAGCUACGUGGAGAUGAACGCCAGCUGCACACGCAGUAAGAACAGCCUGAAGGAGGUCGUUGCUGAGUCGCUCAACAACACCAGCAUCGAGAACUUCUACAAAGGCACGUCUCAGACGGUCAGCAGUAAACACGUCCUGAUCAUGGAUGAAGUCGACGGGAUGGCUGGCAACGAGGACCGCGGAGGAAUCCAGGAGAUGAUCAGCCUAAUCAAAAAUUCCAAGAUUCCCAUCAUCUGCAUGUGCAAUGACCGUAACCAUCAGAAAAUCAGGUCACUGGCGAACUACUGCUAUGAUCUGCGCUUCCAGAGACCACGUGUUGAACAGAUAAAGGCAGCCAUGAUGUCAAUCGCUUUCAAGGAGGGAAUCAAGAUCCCGCCUCCGGCCCUCAAUGAAAUCAUCUUGGCAUCCAAUCAGGAUGUGCGGCAGGUGAUCCACAACCUGAGCAUGUGGUCGGCCAAGAAUAAGGUGAUGACGUACGACCAGUGCAAGUCUGAUGCAGCCAUUGCCCGAAAGGACAUGAAACUGGGGCCAUUCGAUGUCUGCAGGAAGGUGUUCGCCGCGGGGGAGGAGACCGCCCACAUGAGCCUUAUCGACAAAUCAGACCUCUUCUUUCAUGACUAUUCACUAGCGCCCCUCUUUGUGCAAGAGAACUACCUGCAUGUCCGGCCAGCAGCGGCUCGUGGCGAUCUGAAGUCUCACCUGGUGUUGCUUAGCAAGACGGCUGAUUCAAUCUGUGAUGGAGACCUGGUGGACAGACGAAUCCGCUCUGGGCAGAACUGGUCUCUACUACCCACUCAGGCCAUCUAUGCCAGUGUGUUACCAGGUGAGCUGAUGAGGGGCUACAUGAGUCAGUUCCCCACCUUCCCCAGCUGGCUGGGCAAGCACUCCUCCACCAGCAAACAUUCCCGUAUCGUACAGGAGCUCGCCUCACAUAUGUGCUGCAGGACACUGAGCAGCAGACAAGCUGUGAACCUGGACUACCUGCCGUACCUGCGGCAGGCGCUGCUGAGUCCACUUCAGAGGCAGGGAGCAGAGGGCGCCGGCCAGGCUGUGCAGCUACUGGAUGACUACCAACUCAUCAAGGAGGACGUGGACAGUAUCAUGGAGAUCAGCAUCUGGGGUGGCCAGCCUGACCCCUACUCCAAACUGGACUCUAAGGUGAAGGCAGCAUUCACGCGUACGUAUAACCGAGAGGCUCAUCUGACACCAUACUCCCUACAAAUAACGAAGAAGGGACGCCGUGGGGGUGGAGCAGAGUUGGAGUUGGGAGCGGAGGACAUGGACCAAGAGGCCCAGGAGUCUGAGAACGAGGGGGACAGUCUGAAAGUCGAUGCCAUGAUUAAACAGAAGAAGACAAAACCCACCAAGGAGUCUAAAGAGAAGACAGAAGAUUCUGGGAAAGGAAAAGGCAAGGGGAAAGGAAAAGGCAAGGCUAAGAAAUGAGGAGGUCCUGUUCGUCAUCUUUGUAAAUCUCGCACUGUUCUAUUAAUGAGCCAAAAUAACAAAGCCAGAGUUUAAACGGUUUGGUCCUGCAGCCAUAGCACGUUAUUUUUACUCUCCAUCCGCCCCGUCAGGAUCAUGUUUUCUCCUCUUCAGUACAAUGGUCUACUGUGAAUGUGACGUCAGUGAAACAGUUACUUUUUGCUCCCACUGUGGAAAUCUGUAUGUCUCUAUUUUUUUUUCGUUCUGCUUAAUUAACAGAAAUGACUUCAGGACAUUUGUUGUAAAUUUCAAUUUUGUAAAACAAAAAAAAAAAGGACUAAUAGAGAAAUAUAUCUGUGUUCUAGUGAAUGACUAGUGCCUGUUUCAUCCAGCAAAAAGGUUACUGGUACAAAACUACCUGAGGUUUGCAUUAGCAUAUUCACCAAGUGGAUUUAUAUUGCAGAUCAACAUUUCCAAAUAUUUUACAGAGAGACAAACUGCAGGUGAUCAGUUAUUAUAUAACUUUUGACUAAAUAUACACUUAUGUAUUCUUUUGUGAUGUUCUCUGUAUGGUUGCAAUUUAGAAAAUGGAAGCUAAAACCAGGUAAUGAUUGAGAUCAAGGGCUCAUCACUUUUGAUAUCCAAAUCAGGUGACCUGUGUAGAAAUUACAGCAGGAUUUUGUAUGUGGGCCACAGCUUUUGAGAGACCAGACAAAUGGACAUCUGCUUAUUCAAAUGCACAUUUAUGUGUGCACACAAAAUGUAAAUAUUACAUAAACAUUCCAGUUGAA